Messenger RNA from Helobdella robusta, 711 nucleotides. RefSeq lists its product as hypothetical. Bases 1 to 711 code for a protein of 236 amino acids. Lineage: Eukaryota; Metazoa; Annelida; Clitellata; Rhynchobdellida; Glossiphoniidae. The transcript has 5 exons. The record is from RefSeq and is a predicted model, not a curated record.
AUGGAAACAAAAGAAAAGUUCUUUUUUCCAAAAAGAACCAAUCAUUGGAAAUCCAAGUACCAAGCAGAAAAAGACACGAAAUUACAAGCCAUUUUAUCCGAUUCAAAAACAAAAUUCUGUAAAAUAAGCAGAUCACAAAUUAGAAAAUGUCAAAGAUCCAAGAUGGACAGGUUUCCACUUUAUACUUUCUUGAAAUAUUUUCAAAAGAUAUUUUAUUUUAAACUUGAUGUUAAUAAAAAAAUCAACACAUUUUCAUUUGGACCAGUGAAAAAAUUUGCUGUUGGAAAAAGACGAAGAGGAAAGUGUCAAAGUAGUAAGUACAAAGUUUGGAAAUACUCUUCUUGUUACAAGAAGUUUACCUACAGGGCCCGCUUGGGAAAUGCUUUCACAACAGGAAUAGGAGCCACGCUACAGUACUUCAAUGAAACAGUUCACUCUUCCACAUUGAGAUAUGUUGCACACCCAUCCAACAUUGCUAGAAUGGCAUACAAAUUAAGUAUUCUUGCUUAUCUACAAGUUGGUGAAAUGUUGUACCAGUGUGAUUCGGUAACUCUUGCUCAUGAUGCCACAGCAGUUGUUGAUAAGCAUCCAGAUUUCCAGAUUUCAGUCAGACUUCCAGAUGGCACAGCUGUAGAUUACACCGUCACAUUGUUUCAUCUCUACAGUAAGUAUGGUAACUGUAGUUCUCUAAGUCUAAUAGUUAUACUAUGA